AGGUGCAGGAUGCAAUGAUGUCUUCCUGUCUAUGGUGGUCUUGGUCUUUUUCAGCUCUCAAUGCCAGGUGUGUGAGAGUACUGAUCUGUUUCCAGAGUUGUGGCACAAGAACAAUGCACCCCAUAAAUCAAGUGGCUCCCUUGGAGUACAGCUAAUGAGGUCCCCCAGGGUCGCACUGGCUGAGCAGGAAGGAAAGGCGAUGACGUGUUAUUUCCACUGAAAAAAAAAAGUUGUCUUGAACCAAAUAUCUAUACAGUUUCAAACCACUGCAUCGGAGAAGGAUAAUGGCACAUUAAGCAAACAGAGAAGUAACUUCAAUCAAGUACUGAUAUCUAUUAAGGCUGCAUUACAGCUAAAGCACAUAAUAGCAGGUGGAGAUAUCGCUGGACCUGACCGAAGAUGGCUGUUGAUUUUGAUCUAAGCUGGAUGAAGGAGCUCGAAAGAGAAAGGGUGCUUGACGUCUUGUAUCGAGACCAGGCACUUCAAAAAUCAGAAGAGGAAAGAAUAAGAAAAUUGAAAACACAUUUACAACAGAUUCGAUGGAAGGGUGCCAAAAGUGCAAGCCAAGAAUACCAAGAGAGGUCUUGUGCUCGCUGCCAGAAAGCCCUCGGAAGGAUUGUGAACAGAGGGGCUGUUUGCAAUGGCUGCAGCCACAGGGUCUGUCAUGAAUGUCAGGUUUGCCGCUACAGUCUGGCAUGGAAGUGUACAGUGUGCAAUGCUCAUGGAGAAGUUAAAAUAAAGACUGGUGAAUGGUUCUUCGAUGAAAGAGAAAAGAAAUUUCCAUGUGCAGGAAAACAUGAAUCAGCAAGUGCUAAGCUUUUGAAAUCCUACCAAAAAUUGAAUAAGAUUUCUGUUGUACCCCCAACACCUCCUCCAUUCUCUGAAGCACCUUCCGUAAGUAGCAUUGAGGAGCUCAGUAAGUCAAAAGGUUUUCAUAAAUCAGUGGAAAACCUCUUCCUAUCUCUCACUACACACGUGAAAAAAAUUUCCAAGUCACAGAAUGAUAUGCUGAAUGACAGAAUGCACCUGUCUACAAAUUACGGCGAGGGUGGGGAAAGAAGAAAAGAAAGGAGGAGCCAUUCUGACACUGCCAUUAAUAUAGCUAGUCAGCUGGAAAAAUCCAUCAGUUUACAUAAUCUUAUUAACAAAGCUAAAGAGGAAGAGCUUCAUUUGAAAAGGACUAGAAGCCAAGAGGCAGAGGAAAGUGAUGGUGCAACGCAGAUGGUGUUCUUUGGCAGUAUGAAGCAGUCUAGCAUGAGCAGCAUCAGCAGUGUUUGUACUGAUGGGGGAAGCAUUGACAAUGGUAAUGUCAGUGGAGAAAUUGAAUUUGCCAUCAAAUAUACUUUGAAGACUUCAACUCUAGAAAUUUCAAUCAAAGGAUGCAAGAACCUAACAUAUGGAGAAGAGAAGAAAAAGAAGUGUAAUCCAUAUGUGAAGACAUACUUGCUUCCAGAUAGAUCGUCUGCUAGUAAAAUGAAAACAAGUGUUAAAAAAAAUACAGUGGACCCAAUAUUCAAUGAAAGUUUAAAGUACACCAUUGAUCAUUCCCAGCUGGAGGCGAGGACUCUUCAUGUGUCAGUGUGGCAUGCAGGUACUCUGAAGAGGAAAGUCUUCCUAGGAGAAGUAACAAUACCUUUGGAAUUAUGGGACUUUGGGGACAACUCCACGCAAUCCUUUCAAUGGUAUCAGCUUAAAGCAAAGCCACAGAAGCAUGAAGAAUAUACAGUACAAUAUCAUGGAGAGUUGCAUCUGAGAAUCAGAUUAGAAAUACCCCAAGUUCCCACAACUUUCCAGUAUGAGCACCAUUCAUCACAAGGUGUAGAAGGUAAACAUUUGGGAACGGUCCAGCUUCAUCUUGUAAUAAAAAGUGCCAAGAAUUUGCCAUUAAGACCAGAUGGAACUUUAAGUCCAUUUGUAAAAAGCUGUCUUAUCCUGCCAAACAAACAUCAAUUAAAGAAAAGGACCCCAGUUCUAAGAAGACAAGCUUAUCCAGAGUGGAAUCACUCCAUCGUUUAUAACAUUAUGAAUCAAGAUGAUCUGAAGAAGUCACGACUAGAUCUUACUGUUUGGGACCAGGGUUUGAAUGAGCUCUUUGUGGGCGGGACCAGUAUGAGCACAGGUGAUGAAUCCAGUGCAUCAAUCGACCACCAAUCUGCCCAGUUAUUAUGGCAGCAACUGCUCAGUACACCCAACACAUGGGUAGAAGAUUCUCUUGCACUAUAUUACAAUAAAGGGUCUUUUUGUUUCUAAAUGUCA
Rana temporaria (common frog) is the source of this 2256-nucleotide messenger RNA. RefSeq names its product synaptotagmin like 3 (gene SYTL3). Bases 400 to 2250 code for a protein of 616 amino acids. The record is from RefSeq and is a predicted model, not a curated record. Gene Ontology annotation, biological process: intracellular protein transport; exocytosis. The transcript is spliced from 18 exons. Gene Ontology annotation, cellular component: exocytic vesicle; plasma membrane. Gene Ontology annotation, molecular function: small GTPase binding; neurexin family protein binding. Lineage: Eukaryota; Metazoa; Chordata; Amphibia; Anura; Ranidae.